GGCGACUACGACGCCGCGGACGCGGCGUGGACGCGCGCGAUCGAAAUCGACCCGACCAACGCCGCCGCGUGGGGCAACCGCGGGACGUCGCGCCUUCAGGCUGGGCGGUGGGCGGACGCCAGGGACGACCUCGAGAAAGCCGUGGGCCUGUCCCCGGACGCGAACGCGCCGGACGCGCUGACGCUGAACAACUUGGGGAACGCGGAGGGCGCGUGCGGCCGAUGGGACGUCGCGGCGGCAUAUUUUUUGGAGGCGUCCAAGUCUCGCGACCUCCGCGACAUCGCGCUCGCGAACUUCGCGCUCGCGAAGUUCCAGGUCGGCGACGUCGACGCCGCGCUGCGCGCGACGCGGUCGCUGCUCAGGAGAGAUCCGGAGUUCUGGGACGCGCGCGCGGCGACCGCGGCGUUUCUGUGGGCGCGCGGCGACGAGGAGGACGCGGAGGCGGAGUGGACGAAGGCGCGUCCCGACGACACGCCAUGCGCGUUGUACGCGGACGUGCGGACGGUCGCGGGGCGUUGGCCGCCGCGGUGCACCGCCGCGCUGGACGCGUUCUUGAGGGUG
Molecule: messenger RNA, 561 nt
Organism: Micromonas pusilla CCMP1545
Lineage: Eukaryota; Viridiplantae; Chlorophyta; Mamiellophyceae; Mamiellales; Mamiellaceae
Exons: 2
Molecular function (GO): protein binding
Source: RefSeq, a predicted model, not a curated record